Molecule: messenger RNA, 4518 nt
Organism: Saccostrea cuccullata (small rock oyster)
Lineage: Eukaryota; Metazoa; Mollusca; Bivalvia; Ostreida; Ostreidae
Exons: 2
Coding region: 1-4518 (1505 amino acids)
Biological process (GO): DNA repair; telomere maintenance
Molecular function (GO): DNA helicase activity
Source: RefSeq, a predicted model, not a curated record
AUGCGUAAAGUCGUGUCAUCAGGAAAAAUCGAGAAUAAAGGUUUGUGUUGCAUGGAAAAGAAACUAAAAGCAGCAAAACUUAAGUACUGGACAGAUCGAGCAUUUAGAUUAAAAGCCACAUCACAGAGCAAAGAAAGAUACAGAAGAAAUGAAGCAUACAAUGCAAAGUCAAAAAAAAGAAGUGUUGAAAAAUAUGCAUUAGACCCAAGACACAAGCUUAGUCUUAAAGAAGCAAGCAGAAGGAAAUAUGCAACAAAUGAAGCCCAUAAAAAACAUGUGAUACAAAGAAAUAUUGAGAAAUAUAAAUCAGAUAUUUUACACAGAGAAGCUCUGAAACGAAAAAACGCAGAAAAGUACCAGAAAGAUGAAGUACACAGAGCAAUUGUUAAAGAAAGAAGUACAGAAAAGUACAAAAAAGAUGUAGAGCAUAGAGCAGAUGUUAAAAAGAGAAGUACAGAAAAGUACAAGAAAGAUGAAGAUCAUAGAGCAGAUGUAAAAAAGAGAAGUACAGAUAAGUACAAGAAAGAUGAAGAUCAUAGAGCAGAUGUUAAAAAGAGAAGUACAGAAAAGUACAAAAAAGAUGAAGAUCAUAGAGCAGAUGUUAAAAAGAGAAGUACAGAAAAGUACAAGAAAGAUGAAGAUCAUAGGUAUUUGCUGAAGGCAGCCAAUAGGGUAAAAUACCACUUUAGUGCUGAUGCAAAGAAACGCAAGAAGGAAAAUGUGCUAAAACAGAGAAGAGCAAUGAGAGUGAAGCUAGAGGACGAAGAUGAAGUUGUCAAAUUAUUUAAAGAAAAUGUGAGGAAUGGGCCAGAAUACACUUGUUGUUGUUGUAAUCGUCUAUUGUUUGAAAAUCAAGUUCAAGGAUGUGCAUUUGAAAUGUACGAGAAAAGACAGAAAGCAAUGGAAAUUGCAAAGAUAUGCAUUAGUAACAGAUACGUUCAUGAGUGCACAAUGUCUUGUUCAAUGAACUGCAAAAAAUCAUCAUUAUGGAUCUGUUUUACAUGCCAUAGGAAAAUACUGAGUGGUAAAGUCCCUGGAGAAGCUGCUGCAAAUAAAUUGAGACUUGAAGAAAUUCCACAUGAGCUAAGUAAUUUAAACAGUUUAGAGCAACAUCUCAUUGCCUUACAUAUUCCCUUUAUGAAAGUGAUGUCUCUCCCACAAGGUGGUCAAAGAAAUGUACAUGGGCCUGUUGUAUGUGUACCUUCAAAUAUGAGGAAGGCAACAAGCUUACCACGAAAUGAAAGUGAAAAUAUGUUGCUUCGCGUCAAGCUGAAACGCAAGUUAUCUUAUAAGGGCUACUUUGAGUACCAGUUUGUUAAUCCAGAACAUAUACAUACAGCCCUAGACUACUUAAAGAAGAACAAUAGAUGGUAUCGAGAUGUUGUGAUAAAUACCACAUGGAAACAAAACUGUGAGGAAAGUGAUUUGAUUUUGGAUGAUUCAAAUGAAUGUGAAAAGGAGGAAUUAACUUCAGAACAGACAGCAGAAAUUCAAGAGGUUGUUUCAGACACAUGCUUACAACCUGUGGAUAUUGCACAAGAGGUCCUCGAUCACUACUUUGAUGAUGUUUACAAUAUAGCUCCAGGGGAAGUACAAAAUCCAGUGCGUAUGUUGCAAGAAGAAGGAAAUGAAGCCAAGACAUUUCCACAUUUAUUUCCCAGUGGAAAUUUUUCCUGGAAUGAAAAUAGAGAUGAAAAGAUAACUCUUGCCAGAUAUUUUAACAACAGACUUAUGAACACUGAUAACAGAUUUGCAAAAGACACAAAUUACAUCUUCUUCUCGCAGUACAUGUCUGAAUUAAACCAAGUGAUUGAGAAAACACAAAUUUCAAUCCGCAAGUCUGUAUCACAACUUGAUGGUGGAAAAUCUGUAACAUCAGAUAUGUUGCAAGACCCAGAAAUACUCUCUAAACUACUGAAGAACAAUGAAGCCCUCAGAUUUAUGCAACCAAUUCGAGGAACACCUGCAUACUGGUCAGCGACACAGAAAGACUUAUUUGCUAUGCUUCGACAACUUGGUAUUCCUACAUGGUUCUGCUCUUUUUCUGCAGCUGAAUUCAGGUGGAAUGAGAUUGUGGGAUCAAUAUUACAUCAUGAAAAUGAUACAAGAGACCCUUCUAAUUUAGACUGGGCAGAAAAGAGUGACAUUUUAAGAAAAAAUCCUGUAACUGUAGCCAGAAUGUUUGAAAACAGAUUCCACAUUUUCCAAAGAGAUGUAAUAUUGUCACCAUCAAACCCAAUAGGAAAAGUCAUUGAUUAUUUUAUAAGAGUUGAAUUUCAGCAAAGAGGUUCUCCACAUAUGCAUUGCUUGUACUGGGUUGAAAAUGCACCAAAAUUCAACAUAGAUAGUGAUGAGACAGUUUGUGAUUUCAUUGAUAGGUAUGUCACAUGUGCUUUGCCUACUGAUAAUGAAAACCCAGAGCUUAGACAAAUUGUAUUAGCUGUACAACAACAUAGCAAGAGUCACUCAAAGUCAUGCAGAAAAAAGGGAACAGAAUGCAGAUUCAAUUUUCCAAGACCACCUUCAGAGAAAACCUUUAUAACAAAGCAAUAUGAGGAGGAGGAUGACAUUUCUGAUGAUGAUGAUGAUGAUGGGGUAUUGAGCAAAUCACAGGCAAAGGAUAUUUUGCUGAGUGUUUGGAAUGAAGUAUUGGAAGAUGUAAAUGCACUCAAGACAACUGAAGAAAUAUUCAGCAACAUCCACCUUACACAAGAUUUAUAUGAGAUAGCCCACAAGAUAUUGUCCACAAAAACAAGUACUGUAUUAAGACGAAAUCCUGAUGAAAUGUGGACAAAUCAGUACAACCCAUGCCUUCUCAGAUGUUGGGAUGCAAACAUGGACAUACAAUAUGUUCUAGACCCCUUCAGCUGCAUCGUGUACAUUAUAUCAUAUAUAUCAAAGUCAGAAAGAGAAAUGGGAAUGCUUUUAAAGCAAACACAAAUAGAGGCAAUAGAAGGCAACUUAAGUGCUCGUCAAACAAUGAGAUCAAUAGGAUCUGCAUAUCUUAAUCAAAGGGAGGUCAGUGCCCAGGAAGCAGUAUACAGAGUCUGUAAUCUGAGAAUGAAGGAGAGUUCGAGGAAAGUGGUUUUUGUUCCUGUUGGUGAAAAUCCCACUCGUUUAAGUAAACCUCUUGCCCAAAUGCGAAAAAAACAGAGAAGUGAAUGCAAUGAAGAUGACUUGGAAGGUGAUGAUGAUGAUGAUGAAAUAUGGAUGACAAAUAUUGUAGAAAGGUACGAAAAUCGUCCUGACCUACAUUUGUUUGAUAAGAUGUGUCUUGCAGAAUUUUGUUCCUCUUACAGGGUGCUUGCUAAAUCUCAGAUUCCUAAAGGGGAAAAUGAAAGUGUUUAUGAAUUGAAGCAUGGAAAAGGUUUCAUACAGAAAAGAACAAGAGGAAAACCAGCUGUUAUCAGAUAUCCUAGAUUUAAUCCAGAAAAUGCACCAGAAAAGUAUUAUCAAUCAGUUUUACAGCUUUUUCUUCCAUAUGUCACACAAGAUCAACUGAAACCACCUGGAUUUGAACUUUACCAGGCAUUUUUUGAAACUGGAUUUGUUAGGCUGAAAUCUGAGAUUCGUUUACAACCAGUGAAAGCUUUGGUGGAAUGCAAUCAGUCCAAAUUCUUAAAAAAUGAAGAUGCUAUUGAUAAUGCUCAAGAGGUUUUUGAACUUUAUGGUGAACCUGAGGAUGCUUGGGCAAAACUUUGUCCAGAAACAGAAAUCAAUAGGAAUGAGUGUUUAGAUGAAAAAAUGGUGACUGAGAAAUUAGAAGAUAAAAAACCAGAAGUCACUCAUGAGAUUGAAAACAGUUCUUCAGACUUGCUAUAUCACAUCACCGUAAUUCAAGGGGGUGCAGGAACAGGAAAAAGCCAUUUGAUCAAGGUUAUACAUUAUGAAGCUUCUCGUCUGUUUGAAAAAUUACUUUCAACUCCAAAUGAUGUAUCUGUUCUUCUCACAUCUUUUACUGGCACUGCUGCAUUUAAUAUAGGGGGCAAUACACUUCACCAUGCUUUUUCUUUGCCAAUAGCUCUACGAAUUCCAUAUGAACCUGUGAAUGAGCAAAACUUGAGUGCAAUAAGAUCUAAAUUAGGAAACCUGCAGAUCUUGAUUAUUGAUGAAAUAUCUAUGGUUCACAAGAGGCUUUUGUAUUAUAUUCAUGAGCGUCUUGUUCAAAUUAAGAAAUGCAAAGAACCAUUUGGUGGUGUAUCUAUCUUAGCAGUUGGAGAUUUCUACCAACUUCCUCCUGUGAAACAACGAAAAGCAGAGAGAUUGUAUAAUGUAAAUGAAGAAUAUCCAGUAGACUAUUGGUUCGACUUUUUCAAAAUGGUAGAGUUGGACGAAAUAAUGAGACAAAGAGAAGAUGCAAAUUUUGCUUCAAUUUUGAAUUCAUUACGAAUUCGGACAAUAGAAGAACCACUGUCAGAAAAAGCUAAAGUGAUGCUUUCAGAAUAUAUUAAAGAUGGGCCAGAAGAUGUUCUGCAUGUAUAUCCCACAAACGAAGUAGCAAAUGAACAAAAUCCUUAA